Messenger RNA from Metarhizium album ARSEF 1941, 1638 nucleotides. Its product is annotated as CCAAT-binding factor. Gene Ontology annotation, cellular component: Noc4p-Nop14p complex; small-subunit processome; nucleolus. Gene Ontology annotation, biological process: ribosome biogenesis. The record is from RefSeq and is a predicted model, not a curated record. Lineage: Eukaryota; Fungi; Ascomycota; Sordariomycetes; Hypocreales; Clavicipitaceae. The coding region runs from base 1 to 1638 and encodes 545 amino acids. The transcript has 3 exons.
AUGGUGGAAUGCGCUGCUUCUGAAGGCUUGAAACGCAAGCAAGCUUCUGUUGGCGAGAAGGCAGCCAAACGCCGCAGGUCUUCAAGCGAGGAGACCGAGGAUUCAAAUGCCAAGAUUCUCCUCAUGGAACAAGGAAUUCUAGAGUCAAAAAAGAAUUACAACGACAUCAAUGUCCUUCUGAGCACGGCAAGAGAGUAUGAAGGUGGAGAGCCGGAAUCGAUGUUGGCAGCAGUGGCCCUCUGCAGAGUCUUCGUCCGGUUGCUUUCCCGGGGGUCUCUUGUCGCCAAGAAAUCUCUUUCGGAGAAGGAUGCUGUGGUUGUUAGUUGGCUCAAGGAUCAGUUUUCACAGUACAAGCUCCUGCUGAUGAGUAUGGUGAGACAUGAAGAUGUCGCUGUCACUGCUCUUACGUUGAGUAUGAGAUUGCUGAAAACUGAAGGCGAGUUCUUGUACGACAAUGAGGAUUACUCGUUCCCCGCGGCAUUCACUGAAAGCAUUGUCAAGGCUGUCUUGCUCUCAGACAAUGAAGAUGUCAGACCAGCAUACGUUGAAGAAUUUGGGGAGCAGUAUGACGAUAUUCGUUAUUUUACGUUCAAAUCCAUCAGGAACCUUGUCAAGAGCUUAUCAGAAGACAUGGGACACCAUGAUUUGUUCGACAGAGUCUUCUCUCUGAUUUCUGCCCUAGACGGUGUGCCACAGUCCGCAGAUGAUCUGGAAGACUUUUACAUACCCAGGCCAACGAGGAAAACACAUCCUCUGAGAUCUGUCAACCAACACAAAAAGCAGGGUCAAGAGGCGUGGCUUGCCUUGAUGGGCAUCGUCGACACCAAGGCCCAGCGUAAGCGUAUACUGGAUAAAACUUCAACCAUUAUCGCUCCUUGGUUCACAAAACCCGAACUACUGGCAGACUUUCUUGGCAAUUGCUACGAUGCGGGGGGUACGAUGUCUGUGCUAGCAUUGUCUGGAGUCUUUUACCUGAUUCAAGAGCGCAACUUGGACUACCCAUCGUUCUAUCCCAAGUUGUAUUCGCUGCUUGACCGAGAUAUUCUGCACUCGAGACAUAGGUCCCGAUUCUUCCGACUGUUGGAUACUUUCUUGGCGUCAACCCAUCUUCCGGCUUCUCUGGUGGCAAGCUUCGUGAAGCGGUUAUCGCGGCUAGCACUAAACGCGCCUCCUAGCGCCAUUGCUUUUGUGAUUCCUUACAUUUACAACUUACUGAAGCGUCACCCUACGUGCACAUUCAUGGUACAUCGGGUCAUCAAGGACCCAGAGGAGAAGCGGAAUAUCCAGGAGCACGGGUUCGAAGAUCCCUUUCUACCAGAGGAGACUGAGCCUACCGAGACGCGCGCAAUCGACAGUUGUCUGUGGGAGCUUGUGCAGCUGCAAUCGCACUAUCAUCCCAACAUAGCGACUAUUGCAAAGAUCAUGUCCGAGCAGUUCACCAAGCAAUCGUAUAACAUGGAAGAUUUUUUGGAUCAUUCAUACGCCAGUCUUUUGGAUGCCGAGUUGGGAAAGGACGUCAAGAGGGCGCCGGUUGUUGAGUUCCAGAUCCCCAAGAGGAUAUUUCUCCCUCAAGACGAGCCAGCGACUCACCCGGACAGCCUGCUGGUCAAGCUUUGGGAUUUCGGAGGGAAAGUCUAG